Petromyzon marinus (sea lamprey) is the source of this 7495-nucleotide messenger RNA. RefSeq names its product amylo-alpha-1,6-glucosidase and 4-alpha-glucanotransferase (gene AGL). Gene Ontology annotation, biological process: glycogen catabolic process; glycogen biosynthetic process. The record is from RefSeq and is a predicted model, not a curated record. NCBI's taxonomy places the organism in Eukaryota, Metazoa, Chordata, Hyperoartia, Petromyzontiformes, Petromyzontidae. Gene Ontology annotation, molecular function: 4-alpha-glucanotransferase activity; amylo-alpha-1,6-glucosidase activity.
GGACAGGGGCAAUGUCAGGGCAUUAGAAUGCCCCUCCCUGAGCAUAAAUAAGUGUGGGCGCCUCCGCAGUGUGUGUGUGUGCGCGUGUGAAUAUCGUCUGCCUACGUGACAGCAGCACACGCCCGCUUGUGUUCGCGUGUGAGCACUCGAGGGAGGGCACUGUUAAUUGUUAAAGGUUAAACGUUCAAAAAUAUCGGCCGCUUAUUUAACUCAGUUUUCUUUGGCCGACGUUAGGUGGUGUAAAACAUUUUUUUUACUUUUCGCAACACGUUAAAGUGGACAAGUUUUUUUAUACUUUUUUAUAUUUGUUGAGUAUAUUUAUUUUGCACUCCACCACCAAGUGCAUCCGUUCUCAGCGUGGGUGCUGUCGGUGUUUGACUUCGUCUUCACGUUUCAGUUUCGCGUUCGUCUUGAGAAAAUGGCCCUCCUGAGUGGUGCUGAUGCCAGUGCCACCCUCCUUGGCCUGUGACAAGAUGGCGUCUGUACGGCAGACACGCGUCCUCACCCUCAACGCCAUGGAUAACCUGGAGCGCACGCUCUACCGCGUCAAGAAGGGCUUUGAGCUGCAGUUCCGGCUGGGCCCAAGCCUGCAGGCCUUCCCUGUGACCGUCUACACAAACUACCCCGAAGAGGGGGCCGCGUUUGAGAGGGCCCGCUUCCGUGAGCUGCCAUGGAAGCACACAGGAGUUGUGGGACAGUCGGACGCAUUCUGCUCCAUCAAACCCCACAUGUCCGGAACAUACGAGUUCCACUACGUCUACGGGGCGGGCGUGAAAGCACGCGGUUACCUCAUCGUCGACCCCGAGCUUGCGGUGGGGCCUAGCGACUCUCAGCGCACCCUGCCCCUCGACUGCAUUGCCCUCCACACUGUUCUCGCCAAGUGCCUGGGCCCCUUCAGCCAAUGGGAGAGCAAGCUGCAGGUCGCCAAGGAGACAGGCUACAACAUGAUCCACUUCACGCCACUGCAGGAGCUGGGCGAGUCACGCUCGUGCUACUCGCUCGCCAACCAGCUCCGCCUGAACCCCGACUUCACGGAGCUCGCGGGGACACCAGGAUUACCUCGGUCGCCAGGGUCACAGGCCAAGGGGCACGCACCCAGCUGGGAUGAUGUAGGGGCGCUCGUGGAGGCCAUGAGGAGAGACUGGGGGGUCUUGAGCAUCAGCGACGUUGUCUACAACCACACAGCCAGUAAUAGUGACUGGAUCGGAGAUCAUCCGGAGUGCGGAUACAACCUCUUAAACUCCCCACACCUGCGUCCGGCCUUUGUGCUCGACCGCGCGCUCUGGCACCUCUCCGUUGAGGUGGCUGCCGGGGCCUGGACCAGGAAAGGCCUGCCGCCCUCCAUCACCACCGAUGCACACCUCCACGCCAUACGGGAGGUAAUCUAUGAGGACGUGUAUCCGCGGAUUAAGCUGUGGGAGUUUUUCCAAGUCGACUACACCACUGCACUGGAGGCAUUCGGCAAGAAAAUCAGCGCAGACAAGGGCAUGAAGGCGGACGGAGAGCACUCUGCGGAGGAGCUGAAGAUCAUCCAGGACCCCGCGUUCCGCCGCCUCGGCUGCACAGUCGACCUCAACCUCGCGCUCAAACUCUGCCCCCGGAGAAGUGAUGGUACUGUGAGUGAUGACGGAUGCCGUUGGCUGAGAUCUCGCCUCGAGGCAUUGAACUCCGAGGCUCGGCUUCUCGUGGAAAAUCAUCAAGCACAGGCGGUGAACUGCAUCUUGGGAACAGUUCGGUACGAGCGAAUGGCGGAGCAGGGCCCCAAGCUCGGAGCCAUCACACGCAAGCACCCGCUCGUGACCCAGUACUUCAUGUUCCCGAUGAAGGAUGAGUUUCUGCUGGGGGAGGAGGAGGAGAUGAUGUUCGACCCCAAAACAUCGUGCCGCUUCCUCGCCUUCAACGGCUGGGUCAUGGGCGACGACCCCCUCCGCAACUUUGCUGAGCCAGGCUCUAACGUGUACAUCAGACGGGAGCUUGUUUGCUGGGGUGACAGUGUGAAGCUGCGCUACGGACGCGGCCCCAGCGACUGCCCCUUCUUGUGGGCGCACAUGCGCGCGUACACGGAGCUCACGGCAAAAACCUUCCAUGGCAUGAGGCUCGACAACUGCCACUCGACACCCCUACAUGUCGCAGAGUACAUGAUGGACGCGGCCCGCAGCGUCCGCUCGGACCUCUUCCUCCUGGCCGAGCUUUUCACCGGCAGUGAGGACCUCGAUAACGUCUUCGUCACGAGACUCGGCAUCACGUCCCUUGUCCGAGAGGCCUUGAGCGCCGGCAACAGCCAUGAGGAGGGGCGCCUCGUCUACCGCUACGGCGGCGACCCCGUGGGCUCCUUCAUCCAGCCGGGGUUCCGUCCGCUCACCCCCGGCAUUGCCCACGCCGUCUUCAUGGACAUCACCCACGACAACGAGUGCCCCAUCCAGCUGCGUUCCGUCUACGACUCGUUUGCCAGCGCUGCCAUUGUCGCCAUGGCCAACUGCGCCACUGGGAGCACGAGGGGCUACGAUGAGCUGGUCCCCCACCAGGUGUCGGUAGUGUCGGAGGAGCGGCUGUACGCGUCAUGGGAGGCUGCGUGUGACCCCGCCUCCCCCGGGACUGUGGGGUUUAACUCGGGGAUCCUGGCUGGGAAACUGGCUCUGAAUCAGCUCCACCACCAGCUCGGGCUUCAUGGCUUCUCCCAGGUAUACGUAGACCAGGUGGAUGCGGACAUCGUGUCGGUGACACGGCACUGUCCGCACACGCACCAGUCGGUGGUGUCAGUGGCGCGCACGGCGUUCCGCGACCCCGAGAGUGCGCACUACCCCCGCGACGUGCCCUCCAUGUGCAUCCCGGGUAAGAUCGAGGAGAUCGUGCUGGAGGCUCGCACCAUCACUCGCAAGGGCCACGAGUUCGUUAAGAGCAACAAAUUCAUCAAUGGCCUCCUCCGCUACACGGUGGACAUCACCCAGCACAUCCAGCUCAAGGAGAGCGAGAUGGUGGAGCUCUCCCAGGCUGGCUCGGGCAAGGGUGGCGCCUACGUGCAGGAGAUAGAGUUCGUCACCUUCCCUCCCGGCAGCGUCAUUGUUUUCAGGGUGAGUCUGGACCCUGAAGCCCAGGCGGCCGUCUCGUCUCUGCGUGCUCACCUCGUGCAGUUCAGCCCACACUUCCGCAAGGGGAGUUCCAGUCCCGUUGAAGGUCACCCACCCUUGACGGCCAUGAACUUCAGCGCCCUCGUGUCUCAGCUGUCCCUGGCCGACAUGAACAUCCUCCUGUACCGCUGUGACGCCGAGGAGAAGGAGGAUGGAGGCGGCGUCUACAACAUUCCCGGGAUCGGGGGCCUCACCUACGCUGGCCUGCAAGGCUUUAUGUCCAUCCUGGCUGAGAUUCGUUCGCGGAACGACCUCGGCCACCCGUUCUGUGACAACCUUCGUGCGGGUGACUGGAUGCUGGACUACAUCAGUGGGCGACUCCUGUCCAAGGACGGGCCCCUCGUCGAGGUGGGACGCUGGUUCCAGACGAUGUUUGCACUGCUGAGGAGGAUCCCGCGGUACCUGGUCCCAUGCUACUUUGACGCCAUCAUGCUGGGGGCCUACACCACAACGCUGGACACCGUGUGGGAGAAGAUGUCUCCCUUCGUGAAGCAGGGCUCGUCAUUCGUGCGGGAGCUCGCCCUGGGCUCGGUGCAGCUCUGUGGCGUUGGCCACGUGCCCGCGCUGCCGCCGCUGUCGCCACUGCUCGGGGACGUCCCCACGCGCACACAGGCGGACACGGGGAGACGGGAGCAGUGCUGCAUCUCCAUUGCUGCAGGUCUUCCUCACUUCACAACGGGGAUUUUCCGCUGCUGGGGCAGAGACACGUUCAUCGCUCUCAGGGGACUCCUGCUGCUCACGGGGAGAUUCAUUGAGGCCAGGAACAUCAUUCUCGCUUUUGCCGGGACCCUGAGACACGGCCUCAUCCCCAACCUCCUGGGCCAGGGAGUGCACGCGCGCUACAACUGCCGCGACGCCGUGUGGUGGUGGCUGCAGUGUGUGCAGGAUUACUGUGUGCUGGCCGACAAGGGGAGGGAGAUCUUGGCUCUGCCCGUCUCACGGAUAUUUCCCACGGAUGACUCCGACCCACAGCCGCCAGGAGCUGUGGAUCAGCCGCUGUAUGAGGUGAUCCAGGAGGCCAUGCAGAGACACGCACAGGGCAUUGCGUUCAGAGAGAGAAACGCGGGGCCAAACCUGGACCGCUGCAUGAAGGAGGAGGGGUUCUACGUCUCUGUGGGAGUUGACCUGAAGACGGGCUUCGUGUACGGCGGAAAUCGCUACAACUGUGGCACAUGGAUGGACAAGAUGGGAGAGAGUGAGCGGGCGGGAAACCGGGGCCUGCCAGCCACACCACGGGAUGGCUCUGCGGUGGAGAUCGUGGGUCUCUGCCGCUCGGCCGUGCGGUGGCUGUCCGAGUUGCACAGGAAGGGCGCCUUUCCCUACGACGGCGUCAGCAUCGACGUCGAUGGUACGGUGUCACACCUGUCGUACACGGACUGGGCGGACCGGAUCCUCCGCUCCUUUGAGCCCAAGUUCUACGUCCACGACAAGAGCGACUCCCAGAGCCAGGACCCCCACCCCGAGCUCGUGCAUAAGACGGGCAUCUACAAGGACAGCUAUGGGGCCUCGCAGCCCUGGUGCGACUAUCAGCUCAGGCCCAACCUCACCGUCGCCAUGGUGGUGGCUCCUGAACUCUUCACCCCAGAGAAAGCCUGGAAAACACUUGAAAUUAUCGAGAAAAAACUUCUCGGCCCGCUCGGCAUGAAGACACUGGACCCAGAUGAUAUGGUUUACAAUGGAGUCUAUAACAAUGCCGAUGAUGGAACCGACUUCAACAAAGCCAAGGGAUUCAACUACCACCAGGGACCGGAGUGGCUCUGGCCUGUGGGCUACUUCCUCCGUGCAAAACUUCUCUUCUGUCGCUUCAUGAGCGAAGAGAUCCAGAAGGAGACGAUUGCUCUCGUCAAGAAAAUACUGGCAGCUCAUCAGACUCACCUUGAGAGGUCCCCCUGGAAGGGUCUCCCUGAGCUCACCGACGCCUCGGGCCGCCACUGCCCAUUCAGCUGCGAGAGCCAGGCCUGGAGCCACGCCGUCAUCAUCGACGCCGUGCAUGCCCUCACCGGGGGCAUGGUCGCAUAGGCGUGCCUUCUGUACGGAGGCAGGGAUGCCUAGGCAUGCCCUCGCCGAGGGCAUGGUCGCCUAGGCGUGCCCUCCGUUGGGAGGCAGGGCCACCGAGGCAUGCCCCUCACUGUACGUGCGGGUCCCUCGGUGGCCCUGUCACGUCUGGCGAGGUUGACUCAAGUGCAUUCGCGAGGGCCGUGGCCCAUUAAAGUGUAUUACCACAAACAAGGUGGCUUAGCGCAUGUCCCUCCAUCGUGGGCAAUUGCAAGGGGCUUGGCCCACUGAAGUGUAUUACAAAGGGACGGUUGAUUGUCGUGUAUCAGAGGGGCAAGGCCUAUUGAAAUGCAUUAUAUGGGCGUCGUUCAUUGAGGUGCUUUAGAGGGGGCAUGGCUGCAUAGGCUGUGCCCUUAGUAGGGUCAAGAGCAGCUAAGGGCUGUCCUAUUAAAGGCAUAGCCCAUUGCCACAUGUUUCACGUGGCCAUUGAAGCAUUACAGGGAAGGAGGGCUCAUUGAAUCAUGAAGGGCAUUUCCAAUUCACAGAGGGCAUUUCUCGUUCAAAAACAUUACAAAGGGGUAUAUCGCAGUGCAACAAUUACAAACCACAUGGCCCAUUGAACUGCAAGAGGACAUGGCAAUUGAAAUGCAUUAGUGGGGCAUGGCCCAUUGAAACACAUUUCAAAGGGUGCGUCAACACAUUUCACAGGGCAUUGCCCGUUAGUUUAAAAACAUAAAUGGAAUAGUAGGCAAAUAGAUCAGUCUAUUGAGUGUAGCAAUAUAAUAUUGCAAUGGCGUGUUUAAAUAAAUAAAUGACAUGAAAAAAUGUACCACCAAAAUUAGUGCACAAAAUUAACUAUAAAUGGAUACAACUAUUUUAUAUUAAAUGUGUAGCCCACUCAGCACUUUUCAACUUGCUAAAUAAAAUGUUAGCUCCCCCCCCCCCCCCCGUAAUGAUCGUUUAAAGAAAGAUCCCGCCCCAAAUCACCACACGGCUCUUCCCAAGUAGCCACUCAUCCAUGCUGUGUGUCCCGGGUCUGCCCACACAAAUCUGCAACGUCAUCAUUCGUAGCAGCCAUGAUCCAUCCACUGCUGGAUGAAGGCCUCAUCAAGUCGCCGCCACAUCUCAUGGUCUCGUAAUGCAACAAUGCAUCCAGUCAGCCGCGCACGAGCUGAUUUCAUUGUUCCAUCUCCGCAUGCGACUUAAGAACAUAUCAUCAAGCUUCACUGAUGCUAACCUUUAAGUAAAUUUAAAGUAUUUUUCUCACAAAUUCAGAAUUUGAACUCAGGUGGGAGAGCCCCGGUACACACAGCCAUGUCAUAUAGCUGCUCGAGCAGACCUGUGUGCGCUUUGUGUUGCGUCGCUCAUCAACGAGUCUGCUUUUAGAUAACAACUAUUUGUUUUAACAAAUGUGUGUAGUAAUUGAAAAUCAAAUUGCUAAUGGUGACUUAAAAGUUUAUUUCAGUUUUGCUUCCGAAUUGGUGAUUUUUAUUUUCUAGAGAAUAUCAUUGAUAAUAGGUCAGAUGUUUCAUAACUCAUCUGAUAACCCUUGUUUUAUCUCGUCAAAUAGAGAAAUCCCAUCCCAUCUUAGCAAAUCCAAUGCCCUUGUCUUGUCCGAUAUGGAAGACUCAUCUCAUCCAAUACAGAACUAUCGUCACGUCGAAGCUGAUACAGAAGCCUUGUUUCUUCCAAUGAAGAAGCUUUAACUUGUCCAUUACAGAAUACCCGUCUCAUCUCAUUCAGUACGGAACAUCACAACUGAUCACAUCACAACCUUCGCAUCCAAUACAGAACUUCCAACAUGAGCCUCUUCAAAUGUAAUGGCGUAUCGGAUUUUAAAGGUUUACUGACGGUUGAAUUUAGGGUGGAGUGUUGUAGAAUGUCCUUGCAUGCAAUCAACCUAGUAGCUUAGGCUUUUAAGUGACACACAUUGAAACAAAUAAUUAAGAAACACAAAUAGUUAUAUCUGAUGAUGCAACUCAAACACACUUGCAGCUCUUGUCGAGAACUUACACCCUUGGACCGUGUGACCUGGACUACCCCGCAUGCAUCUGAAACCUUAUUUGUGGGGAGAAAAUGUUUUCAAUUUCAUUUCAAGCGCAGUUUAUUGAUGUCACUGAGGUGGCGUAUGAAAAGUCAGGCUGUUGUGCCCGAUUGACUUCACUACAGUACUCCUGGAAGUUACUUUAAAGUCUUCAUCCCUCACUAUUUCAUAUACAACAGCCCAGGACACACAGCUUGGAUGUGUGGCGACUAGAGAAGAACUGUGGUGUUUGAGUGGCGUCUUGUUUUAGCGAAAGUCUAUCAUAUCAGGCCUUAUGGAGUGUAUUGCUGUGUGAUAAACCAAUAAAAAGGCACCUGAUUGAAACAAA